UUCUGAUAAUGUUUUGAGUAGUUGAUAAGUACACUAUAGCUACGACAGGUACGCACCGAGGAUAGAACGGGUGGUUCUCUUACAAAUGGCCACCAUCGUCUUUUGCACAGCGAACAAAAUGGCUCAGACCACGACGAGACAAUGUUUGAUUGCACAUUUAAAGAGGUUUGGUAAUGCAAGAGAGACGCACUUGCUGUUUUCCUCCACUCACAGCCCGUCAGUGACUUUGCUUCCGGGAACGAGAUGGUUUUCCAGGGCUACCGGUGUAAGAUUUAUGUCCCAUGGGAACGCAGGCAGAUCCGCAGCAGGACGAAUAAGAAGGGGAGCUCUGGCGCUCAGUGGAGCCGCAGCAGUUACAGCAGCAGCGGCUGUAGCCGGGUUUUUAGCCAAUGCUAACCACUUCCAGUGUGCAGAUAUGGCAAAGAGAGUCCCCCCAGCCGCUGAGGAGAAGGAGCAAGAGAGGGACAUCUUGGAGAGAUGCCGGGGGUUCAUGUCUCCUCCGGUGACCGACAUCGGCGUGCUGCAGGGGCGGAGAGAGGAGAUGCUUACGAGGAUGGAGAUGUUGAUCAUGGAGACGCAGGCCGAUUUCUGCAGAGCCCUGCAGGAGGUGGACGGUGGGGUGUUCAAGGUGGACCGGUGGGAGAGGAAAGAAGGUGGCGGAGGAAUUAGCUGUGUAAUGCAGGAUGGAAAGGUGUUUGAGAAGGCAGGGGUGAAUGUGUCAGUGGUCUUUGGAAACCUGACAGAGGGGGCCGCCAAGCAGAUGAGGAGCAGAGGGAAAGUCCUCAAAGGGAAAGAUGGGAAGCUGCCGUUUUGUGCCAUGGGUGUGAGCUCCGUUAUCCACCCCAAGAACCCCCACAUCCCCACAGUGCACUUCAACUACAGAUACUUUGAGAUAGAGGAGGAAGAUGGCACUAAGCAGUGGUGGUUCGGUGGAGGAACAGAUCUGACUCCAGUUUAUAUUAAUAAAGAAGAUGCAUUUCACUUUCACAACACCUUGAAGGAGGCCUGUGAUAAACACCACCCGCAGUACUACCCCGACUUUAAGAAAUGGUGUGACAGGUACUUCUAUAUUGGCCACAGAGGAGAAACUCGAGGCAUAGGAGGGAUCUUCUUCGAUGACCUGGACUCCCCGACUCAGGAAGAAGCGUUCAACUUUGUCAAGAGCUGUGCCCGCACCGUGGUGCCCUGUUACCUGCCCAUCGUAUACAAACAUCUCAAUGACUCCGUUACUGAUGACGAAAAGGCGUGGCAGCAGGUACGACGAGGCAGAUAUGUGGAGUUCAACCUGGUGUAUGACAGGGGAGUGAAGUUUGGCUUGGCCACGCCUGGCUCCAGAAUUGAAAGCAUCCUCAUGUCCCUCCCCCUCACUGCCAGGUGGGAGUACAUGCACGAGCCUGCCAAAGGUACCCUGGAGGCUGAGAUGCUGGAAGUGUUACGAAACCCCAAGGAGUGGGUGUGACCGCAGUGUACACAGGUUUACGCGUCAAUAUGGACAAAACAUCCAGGAAACCGUCUUUAUUGGAUUUUAUAAAGGUGUAAGCUGUGACGCGAUCAGCAGCUGUUAACACCGUGUUUACCAAAAUAAAAUGAACUUUUUUUUUUUUGCAUUAGCCUGAAUCUCCGCUGGUACUUUUCUCUUUCCUGUUUGCUACGUUUUGUCAAAUCAGUCUUGUUAACACUUAAUCACUGGGGAUGUGAAUAAGUGAAAAUUAGACACUGUGUUGUUAAAUGAAAUGACUGAGCUUUGUGCCAGUAAUUACUGCCUGGCAAAGUAAAGCAAGAUUAAAUAAUGUAACUUCACAGGGCCAUUAGGUCAUCUCACAUUGGUGAUGUGCCCCUUUUAAGAAGUGUUUGUGUCAAACACUAGCUGUGUGUGUGUGUGUGUGUGUGUGUGUGUUUUUUCCUAUGCCUGAGCUAAAUGUGGCUUGCUCUACUUGAAGCUGUCUGAGCUCUACUCUCCUCUGCUCUUUAACAAGGCACUGAAAGGGUAACAAGGACAAACAGCCACUGUGUUUUGUAUGUGUACUACUCACAUCAACUGUUAAUAAAACUGGUUUUGAUGUUUAAGAGCAUCUGCUCAACACAAUGGGUUAUUUUUGACAAUCAAGGCUGAAUAAUAUGAAUGAACUGUUCCCCGUUGACUCCCAUUUACAUUGUGGUUGGUCUUUCAUUUGUAGUUAAUGAGUCACUUCCUCCUUUGUUUGAACAAAGGUGAACGGUACUUGGAUCUUGUAUCAUGCUCCACAGAGAGGACAAACAUGGAUCACAAGCCAGGUGGUUCCGUGAAGACAGAAGACUGUCUCCAUAACAACCCUUCAUGAGAUGUGUCCUUUAAAAAUAAUAUAUAGCUAUUAGUUAUGAAUUGUGUAUUUUAACUCAUUUUAACCUAAUAUUCCACAUAAAACUUUCCUUUUUUUCCACUCUGAGUUAUAUACACCGAUCAACCACAACAUUAAAACAGGUGACUGGUUUGAAUGUUGUGGCUUACAUAUGUAUUUUUUUUUACUUAAAAGCCAUGAAGCCAUGGGGAAAAAAUGAAAACUAAAAAAUGUUUUUUUUUUUUUUAACAUUGAUCAUUGAACAUUAAAACCAGUUACCUGUUUUUAACGUUGUGGCGGAUCAGUGUAUAUCUUUUUGUUGCAGCACCUGAUUCAAAGUACAUUGAACUUUUACUGAGUUAACUACUCAAAUCCAAGACCCAUUGUAACAGUUUCAUUCUCAAUUUCGUGUGACUCAUUUUACACAUGUUCCUCUGUUCAGUCUCUCACAACUUUGAGUCAGUUGUGAGAGACUGAACAAAGCUCAGGACUGUGUCAUUGUCUUGUUUGUAAAACGAUGACUGUUUGGGGAAUCGAGCAGGAAGAACUGUAGAAAACUGGUUUAGACA
This is a messenger RNA of Seriola dumerili (greater amberjack), 2887 nucleotides long. RefSeq names its product coproporphyrinogen oxidase (gene cpox). The transcript has 7 exons. Bases 86 to 1459 code for a protein of 457 amino acids. Gene Ontology annotation, cellular component: mitochondrial intermembrane space; cytoplasm. Lineage: Eukaryota; Metazoa; Chordata; Actinopteri; Carangiformes; Carangidae. The record is from RefSeq and is a predicted model, not a curated record. Gene Ontology annotation, molecular function: coproporphyrinogen oxidase activity.